ACACACACACACACACACACACACACACACACACACAUACACGAAUGUCCUGCCACAUCAACCCAAGAUACUGAAAUCGAGGUUGAUGUUGCUCUCGCAGCAUAAAAACCACAGACUCUGUCACAUGUGCGUCUCUGCAGCAGCCUCUGAUGCAUCAACAGAGACUAUGUAAACAAAAGAAAUCCUCCUCCUGGGAACAUAUUUAUCGUAGUUAACAGCAUCCGAUUUAAGAAAAGUAAGAUUUAAUCAUUUAUCAUGUUACUUUCGAGCAUUAAUUUACCCUUCUUUAAGUAGAAAACAUGAAUAUUUGUGUUCUUGUCGAAGGUUACAUGAGAAGAUUGAUAUAUGUCUGUGGGAUGAUUAUGCAGCAGCAGAUGAUAAUUAGCUUAGCUAGCAACAGCUAACUACGGGUUACAAAAUCCAGCUAACCGCUUUAAAUGUAAUUACCGCGUGUUUAAAAAAAAAGCAUGUGUUUGAACUAAAUAAGGGUAAAGCUUUAAAAAAAGCCACCGCGUUAGCAGUUUCUGCGCUUAUCAUUUCUGUAAUGGCCCCUAAACGCCCUGAUUGCUGACAGUAAGCACAUCACAAGUGGACAUCAGCUAAAAAAAGACUUUAUUUAGCAAGUAUUCACGGUGUGCUUUUUUUUUUGUUGUUGUUGUUGUUGUCAUUCCCGCUCUGCACAACAACCUUUCAUGUUUACUUGGUUUGAUGGGGAGUUUUCAGGUUGUGAUGAUGAUGGUGGGGGUGGGGGAGCAGGGACUUACCAUGUUGUCAAGAAUGUCUGCCCAUGAAAAAAAUGAUCACUUUAACGAGAAGGCCUCCCUCCGCCUCCUCCUCCAGGAUUUCUCAAGCUAAGGGCGGGGUAGUGUGUGUGUGUGAGUGUGUGUGUGUGUGUGUGUGUGUGUGUGUGUGUGUGUGUGUGUGUGUGUUCAUGCGUGCACACCACCAAGUGUGGCGUGGCCUGCACAAGAGGCGGAGACAACAAAAGCAGGAUGUGAUACAGCAGGCCUCCACUUCCUUGUACGGCUCCACGGAGAUCCAGCGCAGCGCAGAGAGCGCCACCUCUCGUCCGCCGUCGGCCCCGUCGUGCAGCGUGCUGGUAAAAUUCCAUUCCCACAGAUGGGGAUGAGUAGCCCACAAGUGCAACAACGGGCCGCACUGAAAUCUGCUUGAUAAGAUAUGUGACUGUUUUCGGGAAUUCCAAUCAAGUGUGGCCGGAGGAACCGAGUGCAAAGGUCCUGGUGUGUUCAACAGCUGAAAGAUGAUAUAUUCUUUUUCUUGUUUCUUUUUGUGCUUUUAGGUAUGUUCACUGAACCCCACCCAUCUCAGUCCACACAGUUUGAGGUUGGGGACCCUCCUGCGCCUGAAAGGUCGAAGGUUCAGUCCUGAAAAUCCUCCCAGCUACUUAAAAAAGCACACGGCACAAAUGCGAAUCUCAGAAAACUUCUCAAGCCGCUGCACUCAUGUCCAGAAAAGUUAAACAUUAACGCCGUGGUGCACUCGGGUAAUUGUCUCUCCCCGAAACACAUCCAACAUGGCGGCUUCCUUGUAGACGUUUUUUCUUAAGCAGGAAGAAGCUGAAAGCCAUGAAGGAGAUCAGCCCUCAUGGAAGCAAAGGAAAUAGUCCACUGUGCUCAUCAGAUUGAGAAAUCCAUUGCAGACAGAAGUUAUGGGAACAUCCUGACGCUACUUGGUGACCUUCAUAAGGCUCGAAUCACAGCAGAGCAGCUGGAAAUGACUGACAUUGUUAAAGUGCUUUACCGGCUCCUGAAAAGCUGCUCAGACACCAGUGUGAAGAAGGAAGUCAAGAGCUUGUUGUCUAAGUGGAAGAAAGAGUAUAGUAAGGAUACUCGAGGACUGAAGUGCACUGACAAGGAGGAAGAGCUUCCAUGUAGGGUUCCUGUCCCAGAAAGUGGGGAUGGAGUUUCAUCUUGUAGGGACUUUAAGGACCAAGAGGAAGAAAAAGAAACAUCCUCCUUAAUAUCUGAACCUUCCCUCCAGACUCCCUCUACAGACAGCAUCUCUGCAUCUUCUGAUCCCGUAAGAACCAAAUGUGUCCAGCUCCUCCUCGCUGCUCUCUGCGCCGAACCCCCUGAUCGAGACAAGGCCACAGGGCUAGCCGGAGACAUCGAGCGGCACAUCCACGAGCUCCACAGACCCAAUCAGCUCAAAUACAAAGCUUGUGUGAGGAGCAAGGUGGCCAACCUGAGGAACCCCAAAAACGGUCACCUGCGUCAGGGCCUCUUGAGCGGCUCGCUGCCUCCCCAGGCCUUUGCUGGGAUGUCUGCCGAGGAGAUGGCCGGCGAAGAGCUCCGGCAGCUGAGGAAGGAGUACUCGACCCAGGGCGUGAGCGAGAGGCAGCUUCCACAAGGGAUAGAGGGGACGCAGACCCGGAAGAUUCGCUGCCAAAGGUGUGGUGGUUCAGACUGCAGAGUGACUCAAGUGUCCAGGGGUGCGCUGUUCUUGCCUGCGUGGGUGAAAGGGGGUGGCCCUGGCGAGGAUGCAAUGACCUUUGUGACCUGCAGCGGGUGUGGGCAGCAGUGGUACCACAGCGGCUGGGUCUGCCUCUAAAUUAUUAUCAACCUUUUUUCACAAGAAAGUUUUUGUGACUUUUGACUGGAUGGUGCUUCUAGAUCCGACUGUUGUGUGGGGCUUUCAAUGUGAAUUAAUUUGUUUUAUUUUGAGUUUGGUCCAUAAAAUGUCUAAAAUGCUGUGAAACACCCAAAAUAUCCAAGUCAACACAUUGUUAUCUUCAUCCAGAACACAAAUAAAUUCAGUUUACUCCAGCAGAAAGUAAAAAAAGAAAGAAAAAAAAAAUAGAAGCUUGAA
This is a messenger RNA of Mugil cephalus (flathead mullet), 2829 nucleotides long. Its product is annotated as transcription elongation factor A N-terminal and central domain-containing protein. Gene Ontology annotation, cellular component: nucleus. The record is from RefSeq and is a predicted model, not a curated record. The transcript has 3 exons. Bases 1606 to 2571 code for a protein of 321 amino acids. NCBI's taxonomy places the organism in Eukaryota, Metazoa, Chordata, Actinopteri, Mugiliformes, Mugilidae. Gene Ontology annotation, biological process: DNA-templated transcription.